AUGGAGGAGGCCUGCGAGAUCGCGCGCCUGCCGGAGGAGCUCGUCUCGGCGGCGCUGGCCCACACGUCCCCGCGCGAUGCCUGCCGGGCCGCCGCGGUGUCCCCGGCCUUCCGCGCCGCGGCCGACUCCGACGACGUCUGGGCCCGCUUCCUGCCCCCCGGCGGCCUCCCGCCGCUCGCCGACGGGGAGGUCGCCGUCCCCGCCCCGCCAUCCUCCAAGAAGGAGCUCUUCCUCCGCCUCUCCGCCGGCCCCGCCCUCCUCCAGGACAGGCUCGUGAGCGUGUGGCUGGACAGGGAGACCGGCGCCAAGUGCUACAUGCUGUCCGCCAGGAACCUCUUCAUCGUGUGGGGUGACACGCCGCAGUACUGGACCUGGAUCCCGCUCGAGGACUCCAGGUUCUCCGAAGGUGCUCAACUCAUGAGUGUUUGCUGGUUCGAGAUCCGCGGGAAGAUACAUAGCAAGAUGCUCUCCCAGAACACAACCUAUGCCGCCUACAUGGUCUUCAAGACGACCGAUAAUUUCUACGGGCUGGAUUUUCCGGUCCAGGAGGCAUCAAUCAGCGCCGGAGCAACCAACUCAACCCGCAAGGUUUGCCUCCAAGGCAACGACGACGAUGGCGGCGGCGAGGGUGGGGUGCCCGAGAAUUACCUGCCCAUGAUUCCAUUUCCAGUGCGAAGACUCAGGAGAAGGAACCGCCGCGUAGUUUCGCACGAAGAGAAUGCCACGUUCCCUCAGCAAAGGACCGACGGGUGGAUGGAGCUGGAGCUGGGCGAGUUCCUCAACGAGGGGGGCGGCGACGACGGCGAGGUGUCCAUCAGCCUGGUGGAGACGAAAGGCGGGAACUGGAAGAGCGGCCUCAUCGUGCAGGGCAUCGAGAUCAGACGCAAGAAAUCGGGCUGAUUGAGGAGCUCCUAGGAUUCGACUCGCUCGGGGGGACUAUAAAUGAAUAAGGAAAGCAUGUCUUCUGCAAUGUGGGUUUUUGAACACCUCUCCUUUUGCUGCUGAAGCAUAUCUGUACAGACUAUAUUACCUAGAUGACUGAUGAGUGACGGGUAUUUGGUUUGUUAGACGACUCGUGCCGUUGUAGGCCUUGGUUAAGCAGAUAUGCAUCAUCUGGUCAUGUGAGAUCCUUGGGCCUAGUGGCUACUUGGCAUCUGGUUAUGUGAGAUCCUUGUGACUUGUCGGCAAUGCAUAAAAGGUUCUUUUGUA
Hordeum vulgare subsp. vulgare (domesticated barley) is the source of this 1209-nucleotide messenger RNA. Its product is annotated as F-box protein PP2-B10-like. Lineage: Eukaryota; Viridiplantae; Streptophyta; Magnoliopsida; Poales; Poaceae. The coding region runs from base 1 to 900 and encodes 299 amino acids. Gene Ontology annotation, molecular function: protein binding. The transcript has 3 exons. The record is from RefSeq and is a predicted model, not a curated record.